CCGCGGCGGCCAAUGGGCGGAGGCCGCUCGGGGGACUGCGUCUCCCAGCAGCCCACGCGGCAGGCGGGAGCCGGGGCCCUGUGAGGCGGUGUCGUAGGAGGCGAGGCGGCGCGGUCGCAGCAGCAGCGGAGGCCGCGGGUUCACCCGGAGCCGAAAUUGGGGGAGAGUUUAACCAUUUGCGACAAAGACCAGGUGUUUAAGAGCUAAGAACCAGAGUUAAUAGGAGAUUUACACAAGAAUUGUUUCCUGAUUUCAUAAUUGAAGAAGCUGAAACAGUGACAGGUUACUGUUGAGGGGUGGAAGGUGUGAGUGUGUGUUCCAGCAACAAGAAGUGUCUUAAUAUGGAAAUAGAUGAAUCAGAUGCAGUAAUUGAACUCAACAACUAAGCUUGAUGUUAGUCCCUGGAAAGCCAGUGACUAAGUAAGGCUGGAUUGAUUAUCCUGAACUCAGUGAUGCAAAGACAUAUCUGAAAUAUUUCCUUCUAAGUGCUGCUGCUUGCAAGCAUUUACAUGGAACCCAAAAGGAAUGACUUUUGGAGAUACUGCUACUCCACUCUCACUUGGCCCCUGGAUAUUGGACUCACUAAAUCAUCAUUUGGAAAGAUUAUUUCAACACUUAACAGCUUUAACACAAGGUUGCAGACUGGUUUCCAGACAGAACCCGCAGCUUUGGUUGAAAAUUGGCUGUCAAACCGGCUCCCUCUCUAUGAAAACGGUUCCAAGUGCACACACAAGUCAUGCUCCGGCCUUGCUCUCUGCAACAGCUCAGGCAGGAUCACCAAAACUUUUUUCUGCUGCCGGAUGAGACCUACUUUGCAAUGGAGGAAAAUAGUCCUGGCCCUUUAAAUGUGGAAGGGGGCGGAGGUUGAAGUGUCAGUCAGGACUGAAAGCAGGAAGGAAACGUGACCUCUCGCAGGCUUAUUACUAAAGAGGAGCCUCCAUAGCUCUUUUUGCAAUGUGCAACAGGCUUCUGCUACACUCUCUCCACUCGCAGGGCCAGGCACGUUUUCAUUUUCUGCCCACUUCCAGAGCUGCUGUCCUCAAUCAGCCGUGUCAUGCAUUGUGCAUAUGUUUCCUUUAGGUGGAUUCCCCCCUAUCCAAUCAAGAAGUCCAAAUAAUAAGGUGUAACUGAAAGGAGCUUUCAAAGAUGUCGAAAACUAACAAAUCAAAAUCUGGAUCCCGCUCGUCUCGUUCAAGAUCUGGAUCGAGAUCACGCUCCCGAUCCUUCUCCAAAUCCCGUUCACGCUCCCGUUCUGUCUCGCGAUCAAGAAAACGCAGGCUCAGUUCUAGGUCCCGUUCAAGAUCAUAUUCUCCGUCUCACAACAGAGAAAGGAACCACCCAAGAGUGUAUCAGAGUCGGGAUUUCAGAGGUCAUAACAGAGGGUAUAGGAGACCAUAUUAUUUCCGUGGACGGAACCGAGGAUUUUAUCCAUGGGGCCAAUAUAACCGAGGAGGCUAUGGAAAUUACAGGUCAAAUUGGCAAAAUUAUCGCCAAGCCUACAGCCCUCGUAGGGGGCGUUCCCGCUCUCGAUCGCCAAAGAGAAGGUCUCCAUCACCAAGAUCAAGAAGCCAUUCUAGAAACUCUGAUAAGUCAUCUUCUGAUAGGUCAAGGAGGUCUUCAUCUUCCCGGUCUUCCUCGAACCACAGCCGAGUUGAGUCUUCCAAGCGUAGGUCCAUAAAGGAAAAAAAAUCCUCUUCCAAGGACACCCGGGCAUCACAGGCUGCAGGAGAUAAUCAAGGUGAUGAUUCGAAGGAUCCGCUGUUUUCGGGAGGAGCUGCUCAAGAUGUCAAAGUGUCUGAAGGGUCAAAGCCAUGGCAAGACAUGAGCACUUACAGCACAGGUUCAGUGUCAAGAGCAUCUGCCGUGCCUGAGCUUAGCCCAAGAGAGCGCAGUCCUGCGCUAAAAAGCCCUCUCCAGUCUGUUGUGGUGAGGCGCCGUUCUCCUCGGCCAAGUCCAUUGCAGAAACCCAGUCCUCCUCUGUCAAACCCCUCACAGCUGGGGUCUGUUUUACAAAGCAGUGCCUCAUUUCAGACAGGCUCACAUCAGGGUCCAUUUGACCAUGGUUCAUCAGGAUUGAGCCCAACGAGGAAGAGUCCUGUGUGUAAAAGUCCCACGACAAUCGGUUCAAUUUAUGGUGCCUCGCAGAAGGAGGAAGCAGCAGUUCCUGGUGGGGCAGCCUUCUCAAAGAGGUAUUUGGAAGAACAGAAGACUGAGAAUGGGAAAGACAAGGAACAGAAACUAACAAAUGUUGAAAAGGAAAAAAUGAAAGAGAAGGGAGGCUUCUCUGAAUUGGGUUUAGGAGAUGGCAAGAUGAAAUCAGACCUGUACACCUCCAAAACUGACCCUGAAAAGCCUUAUCGCAGUAGCCAGUCUCCUAAACGCUAUAAGUUUCGAGAUGACUUUGAGAAGCUGAAGAUGGCAGAGUUCCACAAGGAAGGUCAUUAUGGCAAAGAGGAGAUGGAUGAACAGGAUAAGAAAGACAAGGCAAAGGGCCGAAAGGAUUCGGAGUUUGAUGAUGAGCCCAAAUUCAUGUCUAAAGUGGUAGCAACUUCCAGCAAAAAUCAGGAUGAGGAUAGGCCAGGUAAAUGGGAAGGCAUAGUGUUUUUACCAUCUGCAAAGGAGAAGCAAAGGAAAGCUGAGGAAAUGGAGGAGGAUCCCUAUUCUGAAAGAUCUAAAAAGGAAGACAAGCUAGCAUCCAAGAGAGCAGAAGCUGGUCACAGGGGGUUUGUUCCUGAAAAGAAUUUUAGAGUAACUGCUUACAAAGCAAGUCAGGAAAAAAGUACAUCACCACCUCUGAGAAAGGCCUCCGAGAGUCGGGAGAAGCCAGGAACCAGAGGAGAUGGUUUAGCCACUGGCAAAUCCUCCUUUUCCAUUACCCGGGAGGCCCAGGUCAAUGUCCGAAUGGAUUCCUUUGAUGAAGAUCUUGCACGUCCAAGUGGUUUAUUGGCGCAGGAGCGGAAGCUAUGUCGUGACUUAGUACACAGCAACAAAAAAGAGCAGGAGUUCCGCUCCAUUUUCCACCAUAUACAGUCAGCUCAGUCUCAGCGAAGUCCUUCUGAAUUGUUUGCUCAGCACAUAGUGACUAUAGUCCAUCAUGUAAAAGAGCAUCACUUUGGGUCUUCAGGAAUGACACUGAAUGAACGCUUUACAAAAUACCUAAAGAGAGGAAUGGAGCAAGAUCAAGCUAAAAACAAGAAGAGCCCUGAAAUCCACAGGAGGAUAGAUAUUUCUCCCAGUACUUUCAGAAAACAUGGAUUCACUCAAGAGGAAAUGAAGAGCUCCAGAGAGCCUGGCAACAAGACUGAAGGGAAAUAUAAAGACGACCCAGUUGACCUGCGCCUUGAUAUCGAACGUCGUAAAAAACAUAAAGAAAGAGAUCUUAAACGAGAGAAGUCGAGAGAAUCCAUGGACUCAAGAGAUUCAAGCCAUUCAAGGGAAAGAUCAACUGAGAAACCAGAGAGAAGUCACAAAGGAUCAAAAAAGAAGAAACACAGGAGAGUGCGUGAGCGAUCCAGGUCUUCUACUUCAUCUUCACAAUCUUCUCGUUCGUACAAAGGGGAGGACUACCCAGAGGAGAGUGAGGAGAGGGAGGAGAGUACCACAGGGUUUGACAAAUCCCGGCUUGGGACAAAAGAGUUUGCUGGCCCAAAUGAGAGAGGAAGAGCUAGAGGGACCUUCUUCAGAGCAAGAGGCAGAGGGUGGAGCAGAGCCACCUUUUCGGGAAACAAUAACAACAACAACAGCAGUAGCAGCAGCAAUGACUUUCAGAAGCGAAACAGGGAUGAGGAGUGGGACCCAGAAUACACACCCAAGAGCAAAAAGUAUUAUCUGCACGAUGACCGGGAGGGUGAAGGUGGUGAGAAGUGGGUGAACAGAGGCAGAGGCCGGGGUGCCUUCCCCCGAGGGAGAGGUCGUUUCAUGUUCAGAAAAUCGAGCACUAGCCCCAAGUGGGCCCACGACAAAUUUAGUGGAGAAGAGGGAGAAAUCGAGGAUGAUGAAAGUGGAACGGAGAAUCGAGAGGAAAAGGACAACCUACAGUCAGCUGCUGACUAGCCAGGGAGUCUGCAUGUCCCUGAGCACCCUGGCAAGGAGGAAGAAGGUCCGGCAAGGCUAUGUUGGAGUCUCUGCCAGGGUAAUGCUGAUGUGCUGAACAGAGCUCUGCCAAAGAGCUUUGAAAUUAUCUUAAGUUAACUGCAUUUUUAAAUUCAGCCUCCGUACAUGUGGACUGGGACUGAUCACUUACAUGCGGAUCCACUCUUGGAGUAUAUCUUUCUUCCCAAAGACUUUACCCGCUGGACUGAAUAAGGUCCAAUAUCAAGUGUGAUCCUAAAUUUUGUCUCUUGUUUGUGACCUUAUUAGAUGGUCAGAUAUUUUUUGGCAACAGUCUUUGAAGACGAUGUGGAUUUCAGUUUGUGCCCAGCUUAACCCAGUAUCUUGACAUUUUUUUGUUUCUCUUAUAAUUUGAGAUGAUAAAGGUGGGGAUUAACUCACCUGUUUAUUUUUCUUCUCCCCUCUUGUGUAUUUUGUUUUUUAAAUUCAUAUUCUGCUUAUUUUAGGCCUUUACGUAUGUAGUAACACCAAUUAAAGAUGGCUAAUUUUGGAAACUAUUUUUGGUUCUUAUAAGAAAACAAUGAAGCACGUGAAUAAACAUCUAAAUGUUAACUUGGAGUUGGGACCAAACUGCUAUGAUUAUUUUUAAAAACUAAUUUUUGUAUGUAUCAGUUGAGUUUAGAGCCUUUUUAAAACCACCUUAUUUUUUUCUUUUAUGCUGAAAGUUAAAGUUAGCAUGGCAAAAAUGCACCCUGCUCUUCACCCAUUUUAGUGUGUAUGCUGGUAGACCUGGUUCUUGUGUGCUGGAAUCCCAAGCUGCUUGUAGGCAUUGUGUGUAUCCUCUUUGCAGCUGGUUGUGAACUUGAACGUUCUUUCCAGGUUAACAUAGUUUUCUAAAAAAACUUCUGAAUUCUACUAGGUUAAAAUAUAUAAAAGGAGAAGAAUUUUUUCAAUAUUUUUAUUAAUCUUUUUCUAAAACAAAAAAGCAAAUCCCUCCAGUGCUGGCUAAGGAACGUUGUGGUUUAAUUUACCUUCAGCUUUACAUUUACAAUGUUCUGAAGAGGUUUAGCAAAUAGCUCAGUGGUUGGUGAGCCUGUAGGGAGGAGAGGCAUAUUCAUGCACAGGUAUGGAGUGUGCACAUGUUGUAAAAAGACACUCAGCCUCUUCCCCCCUCCAUCUCUGCCUUCUCCAGGAUUGCUGGGCCUCCCCCAAUCACCUGCUAACUAUAGUUUGUUUGACUUGAACAGUUCCUGUUUAGUAAAUCCCUAAAGUUUGUUUCAACUCCUCAUGCAAAUAAAAAUACAAUAAAAUAA
Messenger RNA from Dermochelys coriacea (leatherback sea turtle), 5363 nucleotides. It is a transcript of the gene THRAP3, whose product is annotated as thyroid hormone receptor associated protein 3. Gene Ontology annotation, cellular component: mediator complex. The record is from RefSeq and is a predicted model, not a curated record. The transcript has 15 exons. Gene Ontology annotation, biological process: positive regulation of transcription by RNA polymerase II. NCBI's taxonomy places the organism in Eukaryota, Metazoa, Chordata, Testudines, Dermochelyidae. Gene Ontology annotation, molecular function: DNA binding; transcription coregulator activity. The coding region runs from base 1147 to 4053 and encodes 968 amino acids.